Manduca sexta (tobacco hornworm) is the source of this 3729-nucleotide messenger RNA. Its product is annotated as adenosine deaminase 2. The record is from RefSeq and is a predicted model, not a curated record. NCBI's taxonomy places the organism in Eukaryota, Metazoa, Arthropoda, Insecta, Lepidoptera, Sphingidae. Gene Ontology annotation, biological process: inosine biosynthetic process; adenosine catabolic process. Bases 1671 to 3167 code for a protein of 498 amino acids. The transcript has a single exon. Gene Ontology annotation, molecular function: adenosine deaminase activity.
CCUUACCGUUAAAGCAAGCAAUAAUUCAUAAAGAAUACACAAAUCAUUUUAAAAAGUUAGGUGUGUGCCCUCGCUUUUUGAAGCUGCAGACAUUCGUCUCGACUGUCCGUUCCUCACCCAAUUAGGCUGUCACCGUUAUUACAUAUAUCUACACAAUACAUACAAGCAUACCAUGGAAACAUUCCGUCCAUUAGAAAUAUAAGUUUUAUGUCAAAUGUUUAUCAAAAGUUGUAAAACACAACUUCCACAUCUCGUUGAUAAGACGCGAUAACACUAGCAGCUAUCAUUGUUUCCGAGCAUUUCAAUACAUUGUUUUUUGUACGUUGAUGUGAAAAUAAUAAACACUUUUCACAAACUGUAGAUUCAUUAAGAUCUGGAAGGACAAGUCAGCGUGGAUAAGACCAAUUGAUACUUAAUUAUAAGAUACAAAUUUGCGUACAACUUGACCAUGCUAGCUACUUUAUUGCUUUACUAGUACUAGAACACACCGGUGCAUAUAAAUAUCAGUCAUUUGGCAACUAAUUAGAGUCCAUAUUCAGAACAGAUUAAUAAGAUUAUAUAGAACGAACAUUGCCAUACAAACAUUUUGCGCUCAUACGAUAGUAACUCAAUCUACUGUGAAAUAGCAGAACGCCUAAAAUAAGAUCAAGGGGGCCCUUUUCCAUGUACGGGGACAAAUUUGUUUUUACAAUUACAGGCUUUCUAACCUUAAGACAAUAGUAUAAGACGAAAUUGAUGAAUAUUAUCGUAUGAACGACAUCAAGCGAUAGAUUGCCAACAAUAACAUAUUGCGUAUUACUUCCGUAAUAUUGUAAUGUUCUUUGACAUACUGUGUCGACUAUUGACGUAUGUUGUGUCCCAACAAAACAGAAUGAGGGCAGCGUGAUUAAAGGUCAAACACAUAAACACAAACACUUCUUGGUCACAAAGUCAUUUUAAGAAAAAAAAUAUUGACGUGUCAAAUAUAAACACAAAUCAAAACAGAUUUCAAAGAAUAAUGUAGAAACAAAGCUUCUACAUUAUAUUAUAAUUCUUUUUGUUCUACAUAAUUAGUUUUUGGAAUUACAUAUUGCAAAAUAACACGCAAGUACUCAUAAUAUAAGAUAUUUUCCUCAAACUUGCAUUUCAGAAUGCUAAACAUUUUUAUUGCAAAUUCAAAAAAUAACAAGAAAGGAUUUUGAAGUGAAUAAGGUAACUUCUCGUCUCUACCAAAUAUUACAUCACAGAAUCUUAGUAAAAACCAAUUCAAUACCUAUUCUCAUAGACUAUCCUCUACAUCAAGGUACUACGUUCUUUGAUUCGUGAUUACAAUAAACUAAUAGACAUCGAUAUAUAUGUACUUAGAGAUAAACGUCGCGUACAUAGAUUUCAAAUAAUCGAUAACAAUCAGCUUAUCAAUAUCUCCAGUGCUCAGCUGUUUCGUAAAGAUGUUGCAACACUACUAUUGGCCGAUAAAUAGUUUAUAAAAUAACCCACUCUGCAUUCUAGUUGCAACGAGGCAAAAAGUAAUGACUUUAUAAAAAUUUAAACUAACUUUAACAUUAUUGUGCAAACGAAACCGGACACGGCGCGUUGUAUAUCAAAUUUCAAUUCGACUGAAUACACCUUUUGCGAUAUCAAUAUUGUCAUCGUAAUCUCUACGAACUUUAAAAUCGUGUAAAACUUUGAUUAUGUGGACAGUGAUAUACUUGCUGCCGAUGACGAUGCAUGCCAUGGCUCAAAUUGAUUACGAGAGUGUGAAAAAUACGCGCGAUGAACUCCUCAGGCAAGAACUUGGUAUGAUGCUAGGCCACGAUAUAGUGCUAAGUGACAGUGAAUUAAAAGCCAACGAAGUUAUAAUGGGUCUGAAAUAUGCUGAGUUAGACCACGCGUUCCGUCAGCCGCAGUUGUUCAAUUUAAGUAAACAUUUCUUCGAAUAUAAGGAUGAAGUGAAAAGUACAAAACUGUUUAAACUAAUACAAAAGAUGCCAAAGGGAGCAGUCCUUCAUGCUCACGACACAGGACUUCUCAGCCCUGAUUAUAUAGUACAGCUGACUUAUUUAGAUAAUCUCUAUGUUUCUUUUGAUAAAGGUGAUGUAAACUUUAUGUUUGCUAAAGAAUCGCCUAUUACUUCUAAUGGUAAAAAGUGGCAAUUGAUGAAAAAUGCAAGGCAAAGUUCGGGUGAUAUUGAAAAAUUUGAUACAGAAUUAAGAAAACAUUUUACUAUAGUGAUAGACAAUCCAAGUGAAGUGUACACAGACGUGAAUUCAGUUUGGAAAUAUUUUCAACAGUUUUUUAUAACAACUGGACCGCUUAUGACUUAUAAACCUGUAUGGGAAAAGUAUUUCUAUGAUACUCUGAAGGCUCUUAGAGAUGACAACAUAAUGUAUAUCGAAAUAAGAAGCAUUCUACCUGAGUUGUACGGCUUAGAUGGCGAAAUCUACGAUGCGGUUGCAACAGCGCAUUGUUAUAAAAAAGUAGUUGAUCAGUUUAUGGUUGACUACCCUGAUUUCUUUGGCGCUAAAUUAAUAUACGCCCCACUAAGACUUGUUGACGUUAACACACUAAAAGAAUACAUUAAAAUUGCAAAAGAACUGAAGAAACAACUACCGGAUUUCCUAGCAGGAUUUGAUUUAGUAGGACAGGAAGACUUAGGAGUGCCUACCAAGGACUUUUUACCUGAACUGACAGAAGCUAGUAAGGACCUGGACUACUUCUUCCACGCCGGAGAAACCAACUGGUAUGGAACGAGCUCUGAUGAGAAUUUAGUAGAUGCUAUAGUUUUGAACACGAAACGUAUAGGCCACGCCUUCGCUAUAAACAAGCAUCCUUUACUCUUAAAUGAAAUUAAAAAAAGAGGUAUAGCUUUAGAAGUUAAUGUGGUUUCAAAUAUUGUUCUUAAGUUAGUAGAUGACGUCAGGAAUCAUCCGCUAGCGUCGUUCUUAGCUCAAGAUUUGCCUGUAGUACUAUCGUCAGAUGACCCUGGGGUAUGGGAAGCAGAACCAUUAUCUCAUGAUUUCUAUGUAGCAUUUCUUGGGGCAGCAAGUCGGCAUGCUGACUUAAAAUUAUUGAAGAAGUUGGCGCUAAACUCUCUGUAUUAUAGCACUUAUGAUAAUAAAGACAAGUUAGUGCAUGAAUUUGAAAUUCGUUGGACGAAGUUCAUAGAUGAAGUGGUCAGGAAACAAUGAUGAAGUUGAAUCUCAUUCACAACUUAAUUUUAUCAUCUUACUAGAUCAGAGAUGGUACAUCGAUAUUAAAAUUUUAUUGUAAAACUUUCUACUUACCAGUUAGAUAAUUUAUAUUUCAUUAUAAUAAUACAUCUCCAAUUAUAUAACAAAUAGUUAGGUUUCAAUGACUUAUAAUUUCAAUAGAGUCUUGUUAAGCAAUUGAUUAAAUAUGCAGCCGUUAAUUAAAUAUGUUUUCGACUAACACACGACGGAUAUUGUGUUUAAUUAUAUUCUUUGUAGUUAAGGAUAAAAUGAACGUCCAAGUUAGCAUAAAUUUAAUUUUAGCUACACAAACGAAUUUUACUUAAAGCAGUUGUAAGAUAUUAAGCAGCACAAAUAAUAUUGUGAAGAAUGUAAAAUAGUAGGUAUAUAUACUUAUUUAAUUUGUUUACUAUGUUAUAUUUUUUUAUCAUGUUUCAAAAUAUGUUGUACAUACUUACCAAAAUGUCUUAUAUAUCUAGUAUUAUAAGAAACCCACCUAUAUUUUUGAAAAAUAUAACAACUAAAAAGUAAAAAGUUAGUU